Fonsecaea erecta is the source of this 1563-nucleotide messenger RNA. RefSeq lists its product as hypothetical. Bases 1 to 1563 code for a protein of 520 amino acids. The record is from RefSeq and is a predicted model, not a curated record. Gene Ontology annotation, cellular component: multivesicular body. NCBI's taxonomy places the organism in Eukaryota, Fungi, Ascomycota, Eurotiomycetes, Chaetothyriales, Herpotrichiellaceae. The transcript has 3 exons. Gene Ontology annotation, biological process: late endosome to vacuole transport via multivesicular body sorting pathway.
AUGGCUGCUCAAGUGCCAGCUGCAUUGAAGACUGCCGACAUUACCCGCUUCGCCCACCGUGCAGCCCAGCUCGAGAAACCCAAGCCCAUCAUAGCAUACUGGUGCGAAUACUGGAUAGUCAACCAAAUCCUAUCCAAAGGCCUUCACAAUGCAGACCAAGAGAGCUUGGUCUACACGACCACGUUGAUGGACAAGCUGGAAAAGUUCAAAGCUGAACACGCCCAAGAACCUGCCGUGACCGACGACAUUGUGGGGAAAGCAUACGUGGAACAGUUUGGGCUCGAAACAUUUGAAAGAGCAGACAAUGCGGUACGCGCAAACAAGGCGUCGAGGCAGACUGCAGACACUUUCCAAGCUUCCGCGACCUUCCUCGACCUGCUCCAGAUCUGGGGAGCCGUGGAACCCGAAAUCGCCGCCAAGAUCAAGUUUGCGAAAUACCAUGCCCUGAGGAUAGCAAAGGCGCUCAAAGCGGGAGAAGAUCCAAAUUUGUCCAACCCCAAACCACAAACUCCGAGCGAGGAGGCCCUCCCGACGCUGGACCCGGACGACGCAGAGGUCAAGGCACUAGAAGGAGGUAGGGAAGUCACCAGACCACGACAGCCGUCUGUCGUUGAAGUACCCGACGAGGCCGACAAGAUUCAGAGGAGUCUUGCACAGAAGUCCCUGCUUGAUGAGUCCUUACAUCCCUCCAGAGACACAUCAGUGCCACCUCCGGUCACCAAGCAACCUUCGGUCACUGACGUUCCUGACGAGGCAGAUCGCAUCCAGAGCGAGCUUGCUCGUCAAUCGUCCAUCGACCAGUCCCUGCAUCCGUCCAGAGCACCCUCUGUACCACUGGGGAACGAUGUUUCUCCUUUACCAGAACAAGAUCCCGCCGCAUUCUACACCAAUCGGGCAGACCCAAAGGAUAUCUCUCCGCUGGAGCCUCCCUCGGAGCGAAAGCCUUCAAUAGGAGGAAACUACUUCCCCGUGGUGCCAUCAGCUCCCGCGGAGCCAGUUCUCCCGUCACCGCCGGCAACGGUCGGCGGAGAUGCCCCAGACUUGCCCUCUGCACCCUCAGGCCUUGCGAAGGUCAAUACCGACAUUCCUGCCGCACCGUCAGAACCCUCGCUCACAUCCGCACGAAGCGAGCUGGGCGCCGCUCUCAAUUCAAUACCUAGUCGCCAUUCCCCUCCCCUUCCGCCUCACCGCCACGGCACUCCUCUUCAACAAGCCCCCGUCAAUCAACUUCCCCAGAUCCCGCCCAAUUUCCAACCUCAAGUCCCUCCACCUCAGCUUCCGGUCAAUCCGCCACAAAUCCGACAAUCCCGUGGUCCCGUCCCGCCUGUUCCUCAUCAGCACCCAGCCCCAGGUUCCAUAGUAGCACCAUCGCCGAUUCAUCCUCCGCAGGUAGCACCAGUCCCGCCUCCACAAACUCAACCCGUGAGUGUUGAGGUCGACGAAGAGGCGAUCUUGAAGGCGCAGAAGCAUGCCCGGUGGGCGAUUUCCGCCUUGAACUUUGAGGAUGUGCCGACUGCGAUCACCGAGCUGAGGGGGGCACUGGCCUCCUUGGGAGGGUUGUGA